AUGGUGGUGGAGAGCCGAGGAGGGAUCAUGGACAGCAUCCAGAGAUUCUCAAACCUGCCAACGUAUCUCCCUGCGAGCCCUCACGUCUCCAACGCUGAUAUUUUCUUCUUCCUCAAAGAAGCCAACCAGGAUAUCAUGAGGAACUCCAGUUUGCAGUCUAGGGUGGAUUCAUUCUUUAUAUACAAAGCCAAGCAGCCACCUGUCCUAAAUGCCACGUACGGACCCUUUUCUGUUGAACAACCCGUUCCCUUGGACCUUAUGCUGACUUCUGCAUCUUUUGGUUUCACAAAUAAAUUCACUUUUAAUUGGAAAUUAAAAUCCCACAUAAUCAACAGCUCCAUCUAUUCCAACAAACCUAAAAUACAAACCUUGUUCUAUAUUGCGGGGAAGGACUGGGAUGACUACGACUCCGAGGAGAUGCUGCCUUGUGUGAAGAUGUUUGCUUUCCUGGAGUCCAGAGAAGUGGUGGCCAGCUGUAGAUUGACAGGCCACCUAGGAUUAUGUGUUGUGGAGUUGGAAUUGUCUCCCAGCUGGUUCAGCUCCCCUCCACCUCUGGUUUCAGAGGAAACAUCCUCCCUGGAAGGGAUUACUGUGGAGCUCUUCUAUAAGAUUUAUUCAGUGGAUGGGGAAUGCUCUCCAGAGGAUGCAAAAUGGGAAAACAAUAUCCAUGCAGGUGAAGAGAAUGAACACCAAGCUUUGUCAGCUAUGGAGAGGAUUGGUAGCAUCGUUGUUUACCCAAAUCAAGACAAAUUAAAGCAAUCUUCACUGAGGGUGGAUGAAAAUAUCCUUAUUCACUUGCCACUCAGCCCAGUCAGAGAGGGUGACAUUGUGACCUUCCAUGUUUUCCUGGCUGAUUACUCGCUAGCAGACCAGUUUGUAUUAAGGAUCAGGACGGCCCCAGGUGUGAAGAUCUCGGACAUCAGGGUCAGCGAUGCCGACCAGUGGGGUGUGCAGGAGGAGACGGACAGCGCCAGCACCACGGCCACGCUCACCUGCGUGCACAACGACCCCGGCGCCGAGGACAGAGCAAACAUGACCUCCUACGAGAUCCUGCAGAUGGAUUUUGAGAUCGACAACGCCAGCAGCGUGGCAGGGGCCCAGCAGAUCACCUGGCAGGUGGAAUAUCCACGGGACGACUCCGUCAGCGAGCUCGUGGUGUCCGAGAUCUUCGUCAGCCAAACGAUGUUCGUGGGAAUUGUUCCCCUUGCCAUGGACACGGAAAUCCUCAACACAGCCAUCCUCACGGGCAGGAUGGUGGCUGUUCCAGUCAAGGUGGUCGCAGUGCAGGAGGACGGCUCCGUGGUCGACGUCUCGGACUCCACCGAGUGCAGAUCUGCUGACGAAGACGUCGUAAAGGUUUCUGACAGCUGUGACUCCAUCUUCGUUAAUGGCAAGGAAAUGAAGAGCAAAGUGGAUACGAUUGUUAACUUCACUUACCAGCAUUUUACCACCCAGCUGGAAGUGACGGUCUGGCUUCCCAGGCUCCCGCUGCAGAUUGAGAUCUCUGACACAGAGCUCAGCCAGAUCAAAGGCUGGAGGAUUCCUGUCACCUCCAACAAAAGGCCCACCCGCGACAGCGAGGAUGAGGAGGAUGACGAGAAGAAAGGCAAAGGCUGCACCCUGCAGUACCAGCACGCCUUGGUGAGGGUCCUGACGCAGUUUGUGGCCGAAUCCUCGGAGUUUGGGGGCCAGCUGAGCUACCUGCUGGGCUCGGAGUGGCAGUUCGACAUCACCGACCUGGUGGCCGAUUUCAUGAAGGUGGAAGAGCCCAAGGUUGCCAAGCUGCAGGAGGGCCGAGUGCUGGCUGGGCGUGAGCAGGGCAUCACCACGGUGCAGGUUCUGUCUCCUCUCUCGGAUUCCAUCCUGGCAGAGAAGACAGUGAUCGUUCUGGAUGACCGGGUGACCAUCACAGACCUGGGGGUGCAGCUGGUGUCAGGCUUGUCUGUGUCCUUCCAAACCAGCAAAGGAAAUAAGAGAGCCCUCGUUGCUACCACCUCUGCCCACGACAUCCUGCGCACCCCCAAACAGGAGGCCGUGGUGAGUGCCUGGGUUUUGUUCAGCGAUGGGUCAGUGACACCCUUGGACAUCUACGACUCCAAGGACUUCUCCAUCUCCAUCACGUCCCUGGAUGAGAUGGUGGUGUCGUCACAGCAGAGCCUUCAGUCCCUCUGGCCCGUCGUGGUGGCCGAAGGGGACGGGCAGGGGCCUCUGAUUAAAAUCGAGAUGGUCAUCAGUGAGACCUGCCAGAAAACCAAGCGCAAGAGCGUCCUGGCUGUCGGGAAAGGAAACGUCAAGGUGAAGUUUGGCCAGAAAGAUUUGGACCAAAAAGGGAGCAGCAACGACAUCGAUGACCUGGAGAAAGAUUUUAAAAGCCAUGCAGGCAACGCUAUAGAGAAAGCUGCAGAACAAGAGAGGACAGCACAAGACUGGUCCAAAAACCACGAGGACGUGUCCAGUCCUGAGGACAAUGCAAACAAAAGCACAACUUUCAUAUCUCCCGUUGAUCAGGAGUCCCUGGAGGAUGGCCAGCUUCAAAACAACCCAACUGCCUUCACAGGUUUCCCUACCCAAGUAGAAAUUCCAGGAGAAAACAAUCCCAGCGACCUCUCAUUGACUUCCAGAGGGUUGACAGACCUGGAGAUCGGCAUGUACGCGCUGCUCUGUGUUUUCUGCUUAGCAAUCUUGGUCUUUUUGAUUAACUGUGUGGCAUUUGCUUGGAAGUACAGGCACAAAAGGUUUGCUGUGAGUGAGCAAGGCAACAUCCCCCAUUCCCAUGACUGGGUCUGGCUUGGAAAUGAGGUGGAGCUCCUGGAAAACCCAGUGGACAUUUCGCUCCCGUCGGAGGAGUGCACUACCAUGAUUGACAGAGGGAUGCAGUUUGAAGAAAGCAACUUUCUCCUUAAUGGGAGUUCUCAGAAGACUCUUCAUAAUCAUAUCCUCAGAUCUUCUGAGUACCUUUGUGAAAAAGAAGUUAAAAGUGAACCUAUAAAUCCUUCUGGGCCAAAGCAGAAGCGAGUAAAGUUCACUUCAUAUACAACAAUACUGCCAGAGGAUGGAGGCCCCUACACCAACUCAAUUCUAUUUGACAGUGAUGAUAAUAUUAAAUGGGUAUGCCAAGAUAUGAAUCUUGGUGAUUCCAAGGAACUUAGGGACUAUAUGGAAAGACUGCAAGACAAUAUGUAA
Messenger RNA from Pseudopodoces humilis (Tibetan ground-tit), 3183 nucleotides. The record is from RefSeq and is a predicted model, not a curated record. Lineage: Eukaryota; Metazoa; Chordata; Aves; Passeriformes; Paridae.